This is a messenger RNA of Pistacia vera, 1659 nucleotides long. RefSeq names its product pentatricopeptide repeat-containing protein At2g41080. NCBI's taxonomy places the organism in Eukaryota, Viridiplantae, Streptophyta, Magnoliopsida, Sapindales, Anacardiaceae. The transcript has 2 exons. Gene Ontology annotation, molecular function: protein binding; zinc ion binding; RNA binding. Gene Ontology annotation, biological process: RNA modification. The record is from RefSeq and is a predicted model, not a curated record. The coding region runs from base 97 to 1659 and encodes 520 amino acids.
CUCAAAAAUUCUCUUUCAUUAGCAAAACAACUUCAUUCCUUGAUUGUAACGUCUGGGUGUUCCUCAGACAAGUUCAUUUGCAACCAUCUCCUCAACAUGUACUCCAAAUUUGGGCAAACACAAACUGUUGCUGCUUUGUUUGGAAUCAUGCCCAGGAAAAAUAUCAUGUCUUGUAACAUUUUGAUCAAUGCCUAUAUGCGAAGUGGUGAUUUGGAAAGUGCUCGAAAAGUGUUCGAAGAUAUGCGUGAGAGGAAUAUCGCCACUUGGAAUGCUAUGGUUGCGGGUUUGAUUCAGUUUGAAUUUAAUGAGGAGGGUUUGAGAUUGUUAAGUGAAAUGCAUCAAGAUGGGUUUUUGCCUGACGGGUUUACUCUGGGUAGUGCUUUGAGGGGGUGUGCUGGUUUGAGAGGGUUAUAUGCAGGGCGGCAAGUUCAUGGUUACUUGGUUAAAUGUGGGUUUGAGAUGGAUUUGGUUGUUGGGAGCUCAUUAGCUCAUAUGUAUAUGAAAAGUGGAAGCUUGGAUGAAGGAGAGAAGGUGAUUACAUCGAUGCCAAUUCGCAAUGUGGUUGCUUGGAACACACUCAUUGCGGGAAAAGCUCAAAAUGGGUAUUCUGAAGGAGUUUUGGAUCAAUAUAGUUUGAUGAAAAUGGCGAGUUUUAGACCUAAUAAGAUUACGUUUGUGAGUGUGAUAAGUUCGUGUUCUGAUUUGGCGACAUUAGGUCAAGGUCAGCAGAUUCAUGCCGAAGUGAUUAAAGCUGGGGCUGGUUCAGUAGUUUCAGUGAUUAGUUCGUUAAUUAGUAUGUAUUCAAGAUGCGGUUGUUUGGAGGACUCAAUCAAAGCUUUCUUGGAAUGUGAAGGUCCAGAUGUUGUCUUAUGGAGCUCAAUGAUUGCUGCAUAUGGAUUUCAUGGACGAGGAGAGGAAGCUGUCAAAUUGUUUGAGCAGAUGGAGCUGGAAGAAUGGGAGGCAACUGAUGUUACUUUCUUGAGCUUGCUUUAUGCUUGUAGUCAUUGUGGAUUGAAGGAAAAAGGAUUGGAAUUCUUCGAUUUGAUGGUAAAAAAGUAUGGUUUGAAGCCUAGACUAGAACAUUAUACAUGUGUGGUUGACUUACUUGGUCGGUCUGGCUGUUUAGAUGAAGCAGAGGCUCUGAUAAGAUCAAUGCCUGUAAAAGCUGAUGCCAUCAUAUGGAAGACGUUGUUAUCUGCAUGUAAAAUCCACAAGAAUGCAGACAUGGCAGGAAGAAUUGCUGAAGAAGUUCUUAGGCUUAAUCCUCGGGAUUCGGCUUCUUAUGUGCUUCUUUCUAACAUUCAUGCUUCUGCUAGGAGGUGGCUGGGUGUUUCCGAGGUGAGAAAAGUAAUGAGAGAUAGGAAUGUGAAAAAGGAACCGGGUAUAAGCUGGUUGGAGAUAAAGAAUCAAGUUCACCAGUUCUGUAUGGGCGACAAAUCUCAUCCAAAUUCAAUGGAGAUUGAUUUGUAUUUGGAUGAUCUAACGGCAGAGAUGAAGCUGAAAGGGUAUGUGCCUGAUACAGGUUCAGUUUUGCACGACAUGGAUAAUGAAGAAAAAGAGUAUAAUUUGACACACCAUAGUGAAAAGUUGGCCGUUGAGUUUGCUCUAAUGGAAACACCUGCAGGUGCAUCAAUUAGGGUGAUGCGCGUCUGCUAUUAA